GGACUAGGGAGCCGGGCGGAUAGAGAAGUAGGAGGCAGGGCGAGGAGAGGAUGAGCUCAGGCUCCCUCCCGCUCCAGUUGCCAGACCGUCUGUUCUUUGUUGCAGACGGGGGUGGGGCGGAUUCUCCUCUGCUCGGGGAUCGCAGUUAAAACCCGGCUGGGUGUCUGUGUGCGGAUCCCGGAGCGACUUCCCCUCCCAGCUGGGCCGCCCCUUGGGACGUAGCGAUGCGCGACUCCGGCUCUCAGUGGGGAAGUGCGGGGCCAACUCAUUCAUACACAGAGCUCGUGUAGGGCCAGUUGUUUUAUUAAUAGCCGGCUGCUCCCGGGAUCUCAUUAUCUUCCCUGUGUAACCAAUAACCAAUAGUAUUGCCCCAAGUGUGUGUUUGUCCAUUCCCUCAUAUAUUUGCCCCAAUAUCUUCAGCUCAUUGUCACUAUAACUGCCCCAACCCUUCCAUUACUUACUGUGACUGCCCUUAACCCUUCCACUACUUACUGUAACUGCCCUUAACCCUUCCAUUACUUACUGUAACUGCCCUUAACCCUUCCAUUACUUACUGUAACUGCCCCAACCCUUCCACUACUUACUGUAACUGCCCUUAACCCUUCCACUACUUACUGUAACUGCCCCCAACCCUGCCACUACUUACUGUAACUGCCCCUAACAUUCCACUACUUACUUCAAUUGCCCCCAACCCUUCCAUUACUUACUGUAACUGCCCCUAACCCUUCCAUUACUUACUGUAACUGCCCAUAACCCUUCCACUACUUACUUCAAUUGCCCCAACCCUUCCACUACUUACUGUAACUGCCCCCAACCCUGCCACUACUUACUGUAACUGCCCCUAACAUUCCACUACUUACUUCAAUUGCCCCCAACCCUUCCAUUACUUACUGUAACUGCCCCUAACCCUUCCAUUACUUACUGUAACUGCCCCUAACCCUUCCACUACUUACUUCAAUUGCCCCAACCCUUCCAUUACUUACUGUAACUGCCCCAACCCUUACACUACUUACUCUGACUGCCCAUAACCCUUCCAUUACUUACUGUAACUGCCCCUAACCCUUUCAUUACUUACUGUAACUGCCCCAACCCUUACACUACUUACUGUGACUGCCCAUAACCCUUCCAUUACUUACUGUGACUGCCCAUAACCCUUCCAUUACUUACUGUAACUGCCCCUAACACUUCCAUUAAUUACUGUAACUGCCCCAACCCUUCCACUACUCACUGUGACUGCCCUUAACCCUUCCAUUACUUACUGUAACUGCCCCUAACACUUCCAUUACUUACUGUACCUGCCACUAACCCUUCCACUACUUACUGUAACUGCCCCUAACACUUCCAUUAAUUACUGUAACUGCCCCAACCCUUCCACUACUCACUGUGACUGCCCUUAACCCUUCCACUACUUACUUUAACUGCCCCUUACCCUUUCACUAUUUACUGUAACUACCCCUAACGCUUCCACUACUUACUUUAACUGCUCCUAACCCUGCCAUUACUUACUGUACCUGCCCCUGCACUUCCACUACUUACUGUAACUGCCCCUAACCCUGGCGUUACUUACUGUAACUGCCCCUAACCCUGCCAUUACUUACUGUACCUGCCCCUGCACUGCCACUACUUACUGUAACUGCCCCUAACCCUUCCACUGCUUACUGUAACUGCCCCAUACCUUUCCUGUCAUAAGUGCAGUCUGUAUCGGGAUUAAUUUAUAACCAGUACGGUAGCAUCAGCUUCUAUGUCCUAUGAAGUCCUCACUAAGAUCUUGAUUUCCCACGUCCCCAAAGCUUCUCCACAGAAUACCAGAGCUCACUGAGCAUGUGCGGUGCCACUGACUGCUGGAGGUGUGGACGAUGGCCCAGGAACCAAUGGAUGAAGCUAUAUUUAUAUGGUGUGAUGACUGCGGGCAGUAUCAUGAUUCCGAAUGCCCCGAGCUGGGACCUGUAGUUACUGUGCAGGAUUCUUUUGUUUUGAGCCGAGCCCGGUCUUCCCUUCCUACAAACCUGGAGAUCAGGCAGGCGGAGGAAGGCACAGAAGGGGUUUUUGCAGUGACGCCGCUAGUGAAGCGCACCCAGUUUGGCCCAUUUGAGUGUAAGAGAGUCUCCAGACUAGACAAAGAUCCGGCUUUCCUGCUCAAGGUGUUCUACAAAGAUGGGCGGGUGGAGCUGUGCGACACAUCCAGUGAAGACGAUUGCAACUGGAUGAUGUUUGUGCGUCCGGCCACGGAGUUCUCCCAUCAGAACCUGACAGCCUUCCAGCAUGGCCACGACAUCUACUUUACUACCUCCCAGGAUAUAGCGUUAGGCGCCGAGCUGCGAGUGUGGUACGCAGCCUUCUAUGCAAGGAGAAUGGAGAAAGCUCUGCUCAAGCCUCCCAUACCUGAAGUGAAUUUCUUGGCCGCUGAACCUGAAAAAGACCUGGACCCAAGUUCUUCGAAGACUCCCCCAACCUCCAUAUUGUCUCCCAAAAAGAUGAAAGUGACGCAUCCACCUGCAGCCUACACUUCAGUUUCAUGUCAGGACAACAGUGACAUCAUUCACGUGGAAACCUGCCACUGGACCUGUAAAGUGUGUAGCAUCACCUUUAUCGAACCCAAUCUUUUGACAGAACAUUUGCUAAGUCACUUAGAACAAGCCAAAGGGAUUCCUCCUCCAACUCAAUGUGAGAACUCCUACAUGGAGUGCGAUACUGUGAGUGCCGACCAGACCGUCAUCUGCGCCGACUCCAAUGCAAACCUGGAGGUGAAGAAGAAGCCGAAAAGGGGCCGCAAGUCCAAGGUUCCAAAAGGCGACAUCCCUCUUGUGAUCGUGGAUGAUGACAGUCCACCAGAACACAACCCCAUCUUGUACACUCCAGUCUUCUCAUCCGACCGAGUGGCGGAAAUUAUAACGGAGAUCCCCCCCGACGAUGUUCAUCUGCAGCACGAUUCAGAGGACAAGUUCAUGGAGCUGAUGUUGGGGAAAUUACCCAACGCCACCAACUGCCUGCCCCCCGUCUCCAAGUUUGCUUUUCACCAAAAUAACAGCCCCAUGAAGAGAAGCAUGUUGCUCCCCGGCAGCCGACACGGGAUCAGGCGCAAGUUUGCGAGGCAGCUGGGAGAUCACAAGCGCGUGUUCCAGUGCAACAUCUGCUCUAAAGUAUUCCGCAACAGCAGCAACCUUAGCCGGCAUGUCCGAUCCCACGGAGACAAGCUGUUUAAGUGCGAGGAGUGCUCCAAACUCUUCAGUCGAAAAGAGAGCCUCAAGCAGCACGUUUCUUAUAAGCACAGCAGGAACGAGGUAGAUGGGGAUUACAGAUAUCGCUGCAACACCUGCGAGAAGGCUUUUCGGGUACAAGGUUUUUUGGAGUUUCACAACUGUAGAACAGAUGACAAGUCGUUCCAGUGCGAGAUGUGCUACCGCUUCUUCUCCACCAACAGCAACCUCUCCAAGCACAAGAAGAAGCAUGGGGAGAAGAAAUUUGCCUGUGAGAUCUGUAACAAACUGUUCUACCGGAGAGACGUUAUGCUGGAGCAUCACCGGAGGCACCUGGAAGGUGAAAAUGGAGUGAGGCGGCUAAAACGGGAAAGCCUCCAUCAGAACACCAACAAUUCAAUCCGAUAUAAAAAGGAACCAUCUGCCUGUCCUGUAUGUGGGAAGAUGUUCUCCUGCAGAAGUAACAUGAACAAGCACCUCCUCACUCACGGAGACAAGAAAUACACCUGCGAAAUCUGUGGCCGAAAAUUCUUCAGAGUGGACGUUCUCCGGGAUCACAUCCACAUCCAUUUCAAGGACAUUGCCCUGAUGAAUGACCAGCAGCGGGAAGAAUUCAUUGGGAAGAUUGGCAUCUCGUCGGAGGACAAUGACGAAAACUCUGAUGGGAGUGUAGAAACGGAGCCCCACAAGUACAGCUGCAAGAGGUGCCAGAUCUCCUUUGCUCGGGGGAAGGAAUACCUCAGGCACAUCAUGGAUAUUCAUGCAGAGAAUGGCUAUGACUGCAGCAUUUGUCACCGACGCUUUGCCCUUAAAGCAACAUAUCACGCUCACAUGGUCAUUCACCGGGAGAACUUGCCUGACCCAGAGGUGCAGAAGUACAUUCACCCUUGCGAGGUCUGCGGCAGGAUUUUCAACAGCAUCGGAAACCUGGAGAGACACAAACUCAUUCACUCAGGAGUGAAGAGUCACGGCUGCGAGCAAUGUGGGAAAUCAUUUGCCCGGAAGGAUAUGUUAAAGGAGCACAUGAGGGUCCACGACAACCUCCGGGAGUACCUCUGCGCUGAAUGUGGGAAAGGAAUGAAGACAAAGCACGCUCUCCGACACCACAUGAAGCUGCACAAGGGUAUCAAGGAGUACGAGUGUGUGGAGUGUCACCGCAGGUUUGCUCAGAAGGUCAACAUGCUCAAACACUACAAGAGACACACAGGGAUCAAAGACUUCAUGUGUGAACUGUGUGGAAAAACAUUCAGUGAAAAGAACACCAUGGAAACCCACAAACUUGUUCACACAGAAGUGGGGAAGCAGUGGACGUGCACAGUAUGUGACAAGAAGUACGUGACAGAGUACAUGCUCCAGAAACACGUCCAGCUCACUCAUGACAAGGUGGAGGCACAGAGCUGCAAUCUGUGUGGCACCAAGGUGUCAACCAGAGCAUCCAUGAGCCGCCAUUUAAGACGCAAGCACCCAGAGGUCCUUUCUGUACGGAUUGAAGACUUAGAUGACCUGCAAGAAUCUGAGACCAUUGACACAUCAUUAAGCAAUGUACAGCAAGAGCUGGAUGUGGAAGAGAACGAAUGCUUGUCGCGGACAAAGAGGAUGAGAAUUGGCACCCCCCAUGCAGGGAAGGGCAAAGCUCUGGAGGAAGAAGAAGAGGAGCAGGAAGAUUCCACAUUUACUGAAUAUCAGGAAAAAGACUCAGAGUUUACUCACAACAGCGGAGACGAGGAUGGUUCAGCUGUGGAGACAUUGCAGCAGGUUGUGGUCACAAUCAGCGAUGGUGUCCCUGCACCAUCUUGUACAGUUGGCCUAACAAACAUUACAGUAACGCCCAUAACUACGACAGCAGGGACUCAAUUUGCCAGCCUUCAACCUGUAGCCGUGGGCCACUUGGCCACUUCUGAGCGGCAGUUGCAGCUGGACAGCUCCAUCUUGACUGUCACCUUCGACGCGGUCAGCGGCAGUGCCGUGCUGCACAAUCGCCCCACAGAACUGGCCAUUGCAGCCUCACAGGAUGCCACCGGACCUCAGCCUAUAGCGCACUUCAUCAACCUCACCACUUUUGUGAACUCCAUCGCCCCUCUGGGAGGUCAGAUUUCUAGUGAGGCACCACUGACAUGGAGGGCAGUGCCUGCGGGGGAAACCCCACCUCCUCCUGAAGAAGAUCAGCCCUCUGACCAAGCUGAGCAGGAGUCAUCAGGGCCACACAAUGUGCAGGAGGUUCACACAGACACACAAGGACAAAUGUACAGUUACUAAGCUAUCUCUGGAGUGGAGGUUUGGGAUGUGCAGCUAUCAGAGCCGCGAUUGGUUCAUCAGCUAAAACACCAUGUCGUUAUUUCUGUGACGAACUACCUUGAAUAGCUAUCCUGACACUGGAAAAUACUGAAAGACUGUAUUUGGGCCAUUACUGUAACAUUUAGACUGAUGAGCUGUAAGAACUCUGCAUAUAUGUAAGCAGAUGUUCCUAUUGGUUGGAUCAGGUUGUAAUUGUGAACUUGUGAUUGGUCAUUGAUUACCUAGCUUCAGGCUGAAAUUAUCUAGAGACCAUAGAAGUUGGGUGGGCAUUUCACUUCACAAGAGCUGGUGGGUUGCGUAACUGAAGUUCAUAAUGAGUAAAACCCCAUAACCGAUCUCAAACCCGCCCCCCUUGCAGGUAUUGAUGGCAGUUGGGACCAUGUAUCCAUGGUUACUCCACUAAUAAUGUAUAAUAUUUAUGACUAAGCCCAGGAGGCCUCAGAUGAAGUAUUUGCUACAGAGUGUAAUAGAAUUUACUAGCAGGCCAUUAGAAAAAGAUCAAUAUUGGAUAAAUAUCAUCAUAUCUCAAUACAGACAAUGUCAUAUGUUUCAUUGUGCUACCUAACUGCCAACGUGUGAUCAUAUAAUAUCCAUGCGCCAGAAGCAUACUAUAUACAUACAGAUAUAGAUCACUAUGUGAUUCCACUAAUAACCACCAUCCAUGUGACAUAUUGCCAUGAGUCCCAGCCUUUAGCUCAAGGCAUCAAUAAAAUAAAUAUUAAGUCGGACAUUUUGGCUUAAUUACUGUAUACUAAUUCCUGUUUCUUAGCCAAAUUGUACAAUGUGACUUUUUUUUUUUGUUAUUUACCCCAAUUUAUUUAUUGACUCUGUGGCCUUGUCGGUAACAUAUUCUUGUUGUUCCACUUGUCGUAUUGAAAAUGUUUAUGCUCUGUUAUUUGAAGAACAAGUUGUUUGUUUGUUAAUCGUUAUUGUAUUAUUUCUGUGCCUGAAAACGGCUAUAGUAAAAAUGAACUGACGCUA
Molecule: messenger RNA, 6473 nt
Organism: Xenopus laevis (African clawed frog)
Lineage: Eukaryota; Metazoa; Chordata; Amphibia; Anura; Pipidae
Gene: prdm15.S
Product: PR domain 15 S homeolog
Exons: 25
Coding region: 1857-5453 (1198 amino acids)
Biological process (GO): regulation of DNA-templated transcription; regulation of gene expression; regulation of transcription by RNA polymerase II
Cellular component (GO): nucleus
Molecular function (GO): RNA polymerase II cis-regulatory region sequence-specific DNA binding; DNA-binding transcription factor activity, RNA polymerase II-specific; DNA-binding transcription factor activity
Source: RefSeq, a predicted model, not a curated record